AUGUAUUUCAGAAUCCAAUCAGCUUUUCUCGUCACGCUAUUGGUGUUCUUAACGGGCUCAGUCAAUGCUCUGCCGAAAGAUACAAACCCUGCAACAACCCCUGCACCUAGAUCUGACAUUAAUCAUGGCGAGAUGCGUGUAAUGACCCAAGUCUCCCACCCGAAACCAGCUACUAGAAGCACUUCUUGGGCGGACUCUGAAGCUGGGGACAGCAAAUGGACAGCAACAGCAACACAAACCGCAGCGACUGUGACUGUGACUAAAACUGCUACUUCAACGGCUUCAGCAACGACCUCAGCGACGGCUGUGGCUCUCGAUGUAUUGUCUACCGUGUCGAGUCUAUUGAAUGGACUCGCGGGCUUGUUUGAGUCUUGA
Messenger RNA from Talaromyces atroroseus, 375 nucleotides. RefSeq lists its product as hypothetical. The record is from RefSeq and is a predicted model, not a curated record. The transcript is spliced from 2 exons. The coding region runs from base 1 to 375 and encodes 124 amino acids. Lineage: Eukaryota; Fungi; Ascomycota; Eurotiomycetes; Eurotiales; Trichocomaceae.